Molecule: messenger RNA, 1467 nt
Organism: Dalotia coriaria
Lineage: Eukaryota; Metazoa; Arthropoda; Insecta; Coleoptera; Staphylinidae
Exons: 5
Coding region: 397-1359 (320 amino acids)
Molecular function (GO): blue light photoreceptor activity; FAD binding
Source: RefSeq, a predicted model, not a curated record
CCGUUGCCUGCAUCGAUGACGUUCAUUUUGCCAUGAUACGCAAGUGGCACGUCCAUUUCAACGUGGUAUGCAUUGAGAGCGUCCAUUCUGUCGUGCUGACAUAAAUAUUAAUAAAAUAAUAGAUUUCAAAUCUCUAAUUUUAAGUUCAAAUUUUAAUUUUUCAUAUUUUUACCUAUUUAAAUCAUUUGACAUGCUAAUUUUAAAUUUGUGUCACUGUAAUUGCAGAUAUAAUUUAUUACCGGAAACGGAAUUUCGAAAUUGAUUUUGAACUGUUUAGUUUCCAUGGUAAUGACCUAAAUAUAUUUCAUUUUCUAGCACCAUUAAAUUGCUGCCAAUUCCUGUUCCUGCAAUUUUAUUAUAAUUUUAAACCGCUGCAAAGAAUAAAACGCAUAAACAAUGUUUACAAAUAAAAAAUAUGGCAUGAAGAAGAAGAAACGCCAGCAAAAAGCUGAAUUCGUUUGUGUCGAACCAACGCUUCGCUCUGUAUACGAUAUUUUGCUAGAAAACAUGCAACUACUCCAAAGGAAUAUUUACGUGCAUCGCAUAAUCUACGUCGGAACACAUACAUUUUCGGAGACUGACGCUGAUAAUAUUGGUAAACACUUCCGGGCUAACAUCGAACAGGUCAAUGCGAUGUAUUGUGAAGAAUUCCUCACCGGUUUCCUUUUACAUUACACCCGCCAUUUUAUACACGUUUUAGAUGGAUCUGAAGAUAGUAUUAAAAAACAUUUGGAUCUUUUGUUUUCAACCAAAGAAACAAAAGAUCGCCUAGAAACUGUUAAAGUUCUUGUGGCUUAUCACAAUAUUAACCAGAGGUUUUUGUCGUCAUGGACCGAGUUAUUCGCACGACCUCCAAAACUCCUUAGAAGAAUCAAAUCUGACGUUGAUAUUGCGGAAGCAAAGAAUAAUAUAAUUAUGUGUAUUAAAAAGUUGUACAAACUUGCUUUCAAUCUGAAAGUUACUGAUGAAGACUCCUCUCAAACGGGAGAACUGCCAAGUUUCUCCAGUCACCAAAGGCGUACAUCUUAUUACACCGAUGAAGAAGCAACUGCACUUGCUUAUCCGCUAAUUAGCGACAAUAAAAUGAUGACUAAUUAUCGCAUGUCUUUGGCCUCGUCGCGCCACCAAAACGUCAUUCCAGAAUUACAAUUGAUAGAAUUUCUCGUCGAGACGCCGCACACGCUGGACAUGAAUGAGUACCGGAAGUGCUAUGGUUCUGUACCGUCCCUUUUCACUUACAUGGAUUUCGCAUGGCCAGUGGCAACUGAUUUUAUUCCUCGCAAUGUCUUCGAGGCGGAAUUUGAUCCUGUGAGUGAUGUACUGGGAGCGUGCAUUUCCGAACUGGAUAUGCCGAUGUAACAAAAAAUAACUAAGUAUCUAAUACCUGCAAUGCAAGAUGGCGCAGUUGACGUGCGAGGCAAUUAAUCUGUUUUAAAUGUUUAUAUUAUACACCCAUGAAAUUACAAA